GCCUCAAGGUCAGCAGCAUCACUCACGAACUGACUAAAUUUCCCAUCCACAUCAUUCUGUUCGACGCAUCCAACGCAGCCAAGCAACCAACUCCAGCUUGACUUUCUCCUUUUCCCUUUCCAUCUCAUCGGUCUCAAAGAUGCGCCUCUCGACGUUCUCGUUGGCUACCGCGGCGGCCCUCGCUGCGGUCUCUGUCCAAUCCAUCCAAGCGGCACCGUGCCAUGGAAGUGCGACCGAAUCGACGACGCGGCACCUCAUCUCGAGCUCUUAUCAAGCUGAUGUGUUCGAGACGCCAAUGCUGGAGCUGCCCAGUGCUCCUGCGGCCAUGCGCUUGCUUGCCGGCGCCAUUCGAAGGGUCCCGUUCCUGGCAGAGCUGACCGAGCCUCGUCUCGUGCAGACUGCGCACGAUCAGCAUCCCUACUGGACCACCGAGCUGGGCAAGAUGUAUCUUCGUUGGUCCAGACAAAACUUCUUCGACCUGACAGCCACGCUAGGAAGCGGCAUCGAGCCUAUUCGAUUCCCUACGACUGCCUCGAGCUUGGUCCAGAGCUCCUCUUUUCCCAACACGACGUAUCACGAGAAGCACCUCCAGGGCGUGUUUGCGGAAAUUUCGGAUGCUGGACCAAAGGAGAACCUCAAGGGCUUCACCAGCUUUAGAAACAGGUACUACCGCAGCGAGACUGGCAAGCAGAGCCAGCAGUGGCUCUUGAAGCUCAUCCAGGGUGUCGUCGCCGAUGUCCCAUACAUCAGCGUCAGAGAGCACAAGCACUCCUGGGGACAGAACAGUAUCCUUCUCCACAUUUCCGGCGCAAAAUCCUCCUCGGCGGAGCAGGGUCGUAUUGCCGCCGUGGCUGGAGCGCACCUCGACAGCACCCAUCAGAUCCCCUUCUUGCCUGCCCCUGGGGCAGAUGACGAUGGAAGUGGGACUGUAACGCUGAUCGAGGCUUUGCGUGCGCUCUUGUCCAAGGGAUGGAGACCCGUCAAGGACAUCGAGUUUCACUGGUACAGCGCCGAGGAGGGAGGUCUCUUGGGUAGUCAAGAGGUCGCUCAAGCGUACGCUGCCAAGGGUGUGCGUCCCAGCGCAAUGCUGCAGCAAGACAUGACCGCAUUUGUCAAGCCAGGCACAGAAGCCCGCGUCGGAAUCGUUUCUGACUUUGUCAGCACGCCUUUGACGGACUUUGUCAGGCUAUUGGUCAACACCUACCUGGAGAUCCCGCCCGUCGAGACCAAGCUGGGCUACGCUGGAUCCGAUCAUGCUAGCUGGACCAAAGUCGGAGUGCCUAGCGCAUUCGCCAUCGAAGCCACCUUUGAAGAUAGCAACCUACAACGCAUUCACACUACGGGUGAUACCAUCGACGCUCCUGGCUUCUCUUUCGAUCAUCUGGUGCAAUUUGUCCGCCUCACUUCUGCCUUUGUGGUCGAGCUCGGAGGUUGGGCAGAGAAGUAGGUUAUGAGUAUAUGAGUCUGCUUGCACAAGGAGGUAAGCUUUCAUCGCAGGACAGCUUGCCACGCGUGAAGAAAUCAAGCCCUUGCUAGCCUUUACAUUGCACACUCUGCGCGCAAAGCAACGAACAGCACACUAAAUUGAAUGUGAGGCUUACAAACAGCAUGAUGUAGCAUUUCAAGC
Ceraceosorus guamensis is the source of this 1627-nucleotide messenger RNA. Its product is annotated as Zn-dependent exopeptidase. Gene Ontology annotation, molecular function: metalloexopeptidase activity. Bases 140 to 1447 code for a protein of 435 amino acids. NCBI's taxonomy places the organism in Eukaryota, Fungi, Basidiomycota, Exobasidiomycetes, Ceraceosorales, Ceraceosoraceae. The record is from RefSeq and is a predicted model, not a curated record. Gene Ontology annotation, biological process: proteolysis. The transcript is spliced from 8 exons.